Molecule: messenger RNA, 1887 nt
Organism: Dendroctonus ponderosae (mountain pine beetle)
Lineage: Eukaryota; Metazoa; Arthropoda; Insecta; Coleoptera; Curculionidae
Product: putative inorganic phosphate cotransporter
Exons: 8
Coding region: 390-1790 (466 amino acids)
Biological process (GO): monoatomic anion transport; transmembrane transport
Cellular component (GO): plasma membrane
Molecular function (GO): transmembrane transporter activity
Source: RefSeq, a predicted model, not a curated record
AGACCACACGUAUGAGAAUAUCGCGUCAAUGUCCGCAUCGUCAUUAAAAUCGGUUGAUUAGUGAUAGUAAGACAUACAAUAAAACUGAAAGUUCGCCAUUAAGGAUGAUUCGACAAGAAUUUCGACCGCUUAGACUGUGUUUUGGAUUUCCGCGGUUUCCUGAGGGUUUCGGUACAGAAACUGUACAUUCAAUGUGAUUUUCUCGAAGCUUAGUGCGAUUUUUAGGGCCAAUUUCCGCAAUAGUUCCGCAAUCAGUUAUAAAUCAUAAUCCGAAUUGAUUAUGAUAUUAACUCGAAUUAAUCUUUAUUUGAUUCAAUUCGCAGACGUUUAAUCCUUAGCAUUCGCUCACUGAUCUUCAGUUGGGUUUAUUUCCCAUAUUUCCACCGAGGAUGAUUUCGCAAACAAGUGAAUAUAAGGAUGAGAAAGCGAUGGAGGCCGAACGAAACGAACCAGCCAGAGUGCCAUGGUUCGGCAUCAGGCACGUUAUGACGAUUCUACUGCACACUUACUUGAUUUGCAAUUUUUUGACCAGAUCUACCAUGUCGCUGGCUAUUGUGGCGAUGACUGAUAGCAAUGCGUCCUCAAAUCCAGAUAUACCAACCUACACUUGGAACAACACCGGUGUCCUACUAUCGGCCUUCUACUGGUCGUAUGUGAUCCUUCAGCCGUUCUCCGGCUACAUUUUCAUCCACAUCGGCUUCAAGUGGGUGGUUCUUGGGGUGAUGCUGAUGAACAUCAUCCCCUUCAUGCUCAUUCCUGCCGCGGUUUUCCGCUUCGGAUCCACCGGGCUGAUCGUAUGCAGGAUAGUCCAAGGCCUAUUCCAAGGCUUUUGCUACCCGGCUAUACAUCACGCCUUGGGGCUGUGGGUGCCAGAAAACGAGCGAUCGUUGCUCUGUAUGAUUGCCAGAGCUGGAAACAAAGUGGGGUACAUCAUAGCAAUGCUGAGCACCGGCUUUAUAUCAGCCAGCUGGUGGGGGUGGCCCGCAGUGUUUUACAUCUUGGGCACCAUCAGCCUCAUCUGGUGCCUGUUUUGGGCUGUUUUGGCCUCCGACUCUCCGGCAGAUCACGCCAUUAUCAAAGAAAUCGAGCGCGACUACAUAGAGAAGUCCUUGAAGACGAGAGAGAAGGAGGACAUCCGAUCAGUUCCCUUCAGGGCAAUCCUCACUUCACUCCCCUUCUGGGCGAUUGCGGUGGCAAAUGCUGGCAUCUCGUGGAACUCCACUUUGACGGAAAACGCCAUUCCGACCUAUCUGGGCAGUGCUUUGGGCUUCGAUAUUUCCUCGAACGGAGCUGUAACCGCGUCGCCUUCAGUGGUCCAGCUGCUGAUUAACAUCCCAGUGGCUCUUUUAGGCGAUUAUUGCGUCUCAAGAGGGCAUUUUAGCUUGUGGACUUGGAGAAGACUGGCGCAGGCAGUUGGUUGCUACGUUCCUGCCCUCCUCCUCAUCUGGUUGGGCUUCUUGUCGCAAGAACAGCGUGUUUUAGCAGUGGUUUUGCUCAAUCUCAACGCAAUUGGAGCAGUGGAAAUCUUCGGCUCUUUGGUAAAUCACGUCGACUUGUCCCCUAGAUAUGCGGGCGUGUUGUUGAGUAUUGAGAACACGUUGGCUCAGGUGAUCGCUAUGUUUGCGCCCAUGCUUUUGGAUCUGGCCACUGACUUGACAGAUAUCGUGAUGUGGAGGUGGAUUUUCGUAUCAUUGUCAGUCAUUGCAGUGAUAACGGGCACGUUUUUCAUUCUCUUUGGAAAAGCUGAAAUCCAGUGGUGGAACUCGAAGAAUACCAAAGACGAAGACUAGUACUGCGCGCAAUUUUUAUUAUUUUGCCAAGCAAAUUAGCAUCUCCACUGGCGCCCACUAAUUAAUACGUCAGAGCUAAUAAACGAUGAUUGUACCA